This is a messenger RNA of Sardina pilchardus (European sardine), 2486 nucleotides long. RefSeq names its product cell adhesion molecule-related/down-regulated by oncogenes-like. NCBI's taxonomy places the organism in Eukaryota, Metazoa, Chordata, Actinopteri, Clupeiformes, Clupeidae. The record is from RefSeq and is a predicted model, not a curated record. Gene Ontology annotation, cellular component: plasma membrane. Gene Ontology annotation, molecular function: transmembrane signaling receptor activity. The transcript has 12 exons. Bases 1 to 1710 code for a protein of 569 amino acids. Gene Ontology annotation, biological process: cell surface receptor signaling pathway.
AUGGAGCUCUCUAAGGGCCUGCUGCUGCUUGUGCUGAUAGUGUGCACCCACUCUGGACAUGCUGCAGGGAUACCCACCGCUGUACUGGUGCUGAAUCCUGACCAAUCACAGUUCUACAUUGGAGAGUCUGUCACUCUCAAAUGUAGCAUACAGCAGAACUCCUCAAGAUGGUGGUACAGUUGGCAAAGAGAUGGACAGAAGGUUUACCCAAGAGUGAAUCUCCGGACUAAGAGUAAUAAGUACACAAUACAGCAUCUGCAGGUGUCCCAUAGUGGUAACUACACCUGCAAUAGAUAUGAUGACAGAGAAGAGUUCAAGAGUAGGACUAAAGCAAUACACGUAUCAGAGAAACCCCGGGCAGUUUUGAGUUCCCUCUCACAGACCUGGCUGACUGAAGGAGACUCAGUGACUCUGAGCUGUGAGGUUAGAGGCUCCACUACAGACUGGAGAUUCCACUGGUACAAGACUUCCCCCUACAGGCCUGGCCAUGGGUUAAGAUAUAUCACACACAAAAACAAAAUAUAUGAUGUAGAGGGGGUCUCAGACAGCAUCAGAGGAUCUGGAGGCUCCUACACUCUCAGCCCUGCUGCUCUUAGACACACAGGGGUUUAUGUGUGCAGAGCAGAGAGAGGAGAGCCAGUCUAUCACACAGAGUUCAGUCAGCCUCAGCCCCUCUGGGUCACAGGUGUGUCUCCUCCAGCUUCUGUCAUCAUCCAUUCAAACUGGACCCAGAUCUUUACAUUUGAGUCUCUCUCCCUGAGCUGUGUGGUUCAGGGCAACUCAACUGGAUGGACACUGAGGUGGUUCACAGGCAGAGGAGGAGAAUCAAAGUGUAGAUCAGAAACAAGAUCCAGCUGCAGUAUCAGAUCAGCAUCUCCAUCAGACAGUGGAGUGUACUGGUGUCAGUUUGAGUCUGGAGAGCAGAGUAAUCCUGUCAACAUCACAGUGCACGAUGGAGACGUAAUCCUAGAGAGUCCUGCCCAUCCUGUGACUGAGGGAGAUGCUCUGACUCUACGCUGUAGAUUUCGCUUCAAGAUAUCCAACAUCAGGGCUGACUUCUAUAAAGAUGGGACACUCCUGCAGACCUCCACCACAGGAGAGAUGACCAUCCCUGCAGUCUCCAAGUCACAUGACGGCCUCUAUAAGUGCAGGAACCCAGAGAGAGGAGAGUCACCAGAGAGCUGGAUCACCAUCAGGAUGUUUACCGUUAUGUAUACGUACAUGAUAUUUGGAUAUGACACUGUCAACUGCAGUGUGUUUACAGUUUCAGAUCCUGACUCCUCUAAGUUGGUGGUAGUGGUGAUUGUGGUGAUUGGGCUCCUCAUAGGCUUUGCUCUGGUCACUUUACUGGCCCUGCUGUUUCACUUCAACAAAGUUAAAGAUUCAGGUUCCAGUACAGUGAGGCGAAACCUAGACCAGCAACUGCAGACCACCAAUCAGAGUUCAGACCCGGACCAGACCACCAAUCAGAGUUCAGACCCAGACCAGAGGAAUCAGGAUCAGAGUCAGUCUGCAGGAAGUGAGGGGACUCAAUCAGAGUAUAUGCCUCUGCAGAAGAGAUGCACAGAUGACUAUGGCACCCUCACACCCUUGUAUAUGCCACUGCAGAAAGCAGGUUCCACAGAUGUCUAUGAAACAAUUAAAUCAUCCAAAGAUUCCUGUGAAGGUUUUGAGGAGGGGUAUGACGAUGUGGAUCUCCCUGAUACUUGAGAAAAAGGAAAAUACUUAACUUAGAGAACAAGACAGAUGUAAGAACUGGAAAUGUCCAGUGAAUAUUUGAAAGUUGAAUGAUGUGUGAGUUCACUGAAUGAGGAUUUAUAAAAGUAGUAUGAUGUAAAUGAUGUCCGUAUAAGGCCCUACCUGCCAAUUCUUACGACUAACAUCACAAUAAUGCCUUUGAGCUAGACAGUAAAUGUAUAUAUAUUUUUAGCAUGAUCGUUAGUGUGAAUGUACCGUAUUAAUGAAUUUGCAUACAUACAUGUAUUCUCAAAUAUGACAUUACUUUUUUAUGGGACAAAAACUCAAAAUUACUAUUUAUAUUUUGUGUGUGUUCAUUAGAAAAGAGAAUAGGGGCACAACUUGCUGUAGUGUUGUAAUGUACUAACCACCAUUAAAUAUGAACAGCACCCUUAAUUGUUGUAUAAUGGUGGCAGGCCAGGCAAUUAGCUUGCACAUUAUGUACAGACGUAACGUGAUUGAAAUAUAUUGCUCCUAUCAUCUCAUGUAAAUGUUCUGUCUUUAAUUAUUGUCAUUGAUUUGAAGCUGUUUCACACUUUAAAAUCUAUUCAAAAUAUGGGAUAAUGUAAAGAACUUCGGCCGUUAUUGGUAAAAUAAGUCCUGACAGAGUGAACCGGACCCCAAUGCGCCAAAAUGCCCAUUUCCAAUUUCUCUAAAACACGGGCACAAAAAUAUGCAUGGAUGUGUAUUUCUUUGAAAUUGAGUAAACAACUGACUGCAUAUUAAAUUGAGAAGGUCUGCGUGCUAAU